AUGGCGUGUUUUCUUACAUUUGAGAAUACUCACAAAAAUGUCAAUCGGGAGUUACUUAUGUUCCCUCAUUGCCUGAAGAAGAGAUGGCUUUGGGGAGACCUAAUUGUGGCCUUCCAGUACCUGAAGGGAGCCUACAAGAAAGAUGGAGAGAGACUAUUUACAAGGGCCUGGAGUGACAGGACAAGGGGAAAUGGCUUCAAACUGAAAGAGAGUGGGGUUAGAUUCUUGGAGGCCACCGUAAUAUCAUCACUUUUUUCCCAUAGGACACACAUGGGAAAUGGUGACGAGGAGGUGUUAAUAGCGAAAGGUCAUGGGCCUGAUUUGAUUAAUUCUCAUGAUUUUAGGAGUCAAUGCAGCAUCAGCAGAAGCAGGUUAGCAUAUUAUCACUGCAAGGAGGACAAGAGAGAACACCUGAUAGCUCACGGGAGUUUGGAUUAUUUGCCUUCACACAGUAAACUUAAUAAAAAGUGGCUACAACAAAAAAAAUACAGAACAGAGUGGGAUCGAUGGCUGCUGAUGGAGCUAAUUGGAACAGCAGUGGGGGUGCCGGGGUUUUUGAUUCAUCAGGUAAUUGACUUACUCAUCAAAUCGAAAUGGAACCUGGUGGAAAAUUACCUGCAGGUGAGCAACACCCACAUGACCUGGCUGUGUGUGCUUUGGUCAGGGCUGGCCUUGGUGGUUCUCUCUUCAGGCUCAGUGCUGUCGUUUUGCUCAGCAUGUUCAUCAUCUGGCUUGCCCAAAAUUAUUGGUUUGAAUGGCACUUCUAUUCAACAUCUGUUUAACACAGUCUUUUUAAGCACAAUUCCCCGUGAUGCUCAGCAAGCAGUUAUCUGGACAACUGCAGUCAGUUUUGUUUCUGACAAGCCAUCUGUCCCACAGCUAUGGCCUGCUGGUUGCUUUACAUCUCGUGUGACUGCUUUUAAUUGUGCAAAGUUUGUAGCCAAUCUCAAGUGGCUGCACACAACAGCAGCAAUAGUUUUGCAUACACCUGCAGAAAUACUCUCUGCUGCUGCACGAAGGUUGAGGCUCUGUCCUCCUCUGCCUUUAGCUGCGUCUGAUUUACCAAAGAGUGCCUUCAAUUGUAUGACAUCACUUUUAGUGCUCUCCUGGUUUUGUGGCCCUGGGCUCCGCAAGGGCCGCCCUGCCACAUGUCUUCAGUGCCCCAGAGUGUCGGUGUUUCACUCCUGUGACUGCACUGUUGCAGGAUGUGAAGUGGAACAUCUUCCUGGCCUUAGUAUGCCACGUAAACCCAGCUUUGACAGGAAAUUAUGGUUAUGUUUUUUUCUUUCUCUUUUUUACGUCUGUUACCCAAAUUUUGACUCUUCUACCUGUUGCAGAUGCAGUUUUACUAUGGCUGCUGCAGAAGCAGGCAUAACUUUGGUAUUUCAUGCCCCCAUUGGUGGGCUCUUGUGCUUGAGAAGGAUGGCUUCGUUCGGGGACAUAAGGCUGGUCUGGCAAGGCUUAUUCUGCUGCUUGAUGGCCACCUUCACCACGGGUGUAGUGUCCUCUUAACUCUAUGGGUUUGUUUACAGGGGCCAUUUUGAAUUUUUUGAGGCAGAGAAAAGAAUUCUAUUUUGGGUUAAGAACUUACUGGACAUGAACAUCUUGGCCUUCAUUCUGACCAUCCUCCUUGGUGUGUUUGGAGGUCUUCUAGGAGCUUUCUUUGUUUCCCUAAAUAUAAAGGUUAAUAAACUACAUAUGCAGUUCUUUAAUUCAAUUCCAAAAUUAUCCCCUAGAAAAACAAGCAAGCUGUUGGAGGCUGUGCUUAUCCUAGUAUGUAUGACAACUGUUACAGCGUAUUUACUAUAUUUCUUUUCUUUCAUUCCUGUUGUGAGAAGCUACCAGAUGAGAAACAACUCAGAAAUCAUAAAUCAGCUCAAGAGGGAAAGUUCAGAAUAUAGCUGUUCCUCAAGCACAUGGAUUGGUCCAGAUGAAGUCAGAUAUUCUAAUCAAACCUUCAGUCAAGCUGCUGCACUUCCAGUUGAAAAUGGGAAGUAAGGGAUCACAUACCUUUUUGAACAUGGGACUCGCGAAAAAUUUGGAUACAUAUCCCUGUGCAGUGCUUUGGCAUUUUAUUUCAUCCUUAGCUGUUGAAUGGCAGGUUCUGCAGUUGCCAGUGGCCUGAUUAUUCCUAUGCUGUAUACAGGAGCUUUGUAUGGCAGGAUAAUGGGAUUGAUCCUUGUUUCCAUUUUUGGUGUUCAAACCAAUGAACAUGGAGUGUGGAUUGAUCUAGGUUUCUUUACUGCCAUUGGAGCUGCCUCCUUUUUCAGUGGAGUGUCAAGACUUACCAUUUCCAUCACUGUGAUAAUGGUAGAGAUCACAAAUGAUGUCCAGUCCUUGCUACUGAAAAUGCUGGCUGUCAUGGUGGCCAAGGUGGUUAGUGACUUGUUCAACAUAUCCCUGUACAGUUCCCUCCUGAAGCUGAAAUGCAUUCCCUACUUGGAUGUGGUAUCUUUUUCUCAUUACAGAGUCAAAUGGUUGAACCUGGAAUUGUUCUCUGCUAGGGAUGUCAUGGAGACUGGUGUCAGAGUCCUUCACCUGAAGGAGAACAUUGCCUCCUUGGCUUGACUUCAUGCAAGUACAAGCCAUGGCGGAUCCCCAGAGGUUUGCAGUCCCAAGCCAGAGCACGUAGAGGUGUUCCAAGGUACUAUUAAAAGGUUAGAGCUGUGCAUGCUGCUGGAGAAUGAGCACAUCUUAGAAGGAGAGUCCUUCUCCUCCUCUCAUCCUCUCUCCAAUGAGAAGAUAACAGUGGAGAAGCUGCCCAAUCUGUCGUGCCUAACCAUGCUGCUGAAUCGCUUCACUACAGAUCCCCGGUAUCAGCAACUCUUCAUCAAUCUGAAGUCACACAUAAACAAAUAUUCAAUGUCAGUCCGAGCUCAUUUCUCACUGCAGUGCAGCUAUGUCAUCUUUCACACCCUGGGGCUGUGCCACCUCACUGUCGACCUGCAGAGCCGAGUGGUUAGGGUGAUCACCAGGAAGGACCUGACGUCUUUCCCACUGGAGGAGAGGCUGAGGCUCCAGCUGGUGCCACAGAGCCCCUGUGCUGAUGAACUGCCCCCAGAUUCAAGGCCACGCAUGUAUUCUUAGGCUUUGUCACUUC
Molecule: messenger RNA, 3100 nt
Organism: Pseudopipra pipra
Lineage: Eukaryota; Metazoa; Chordata; Aves; Passeriformes; Pipridae
Product: chloride channel protein D-like
Biological process (GO): chloride transport; transmembrane transport
Cellular component (GO): membrane; intracellular membrane-bounded organelle
Molecular function (GO): voltage-gated chloride channel activity
Source: RefSeq, a predicted model, not a curated record